AAUCAAACACCCCCGUGUGACUGCAGUUGGCAGGAGGAGCGUGUGUUCUGCUGCUCCUCAGAGCCCGGCCUCGAAUGGGCACUGAGUGGUUGUUCCAUUCCUUCUGCUUGUUUUGGGGAGACCAGUCAGCUGUGUCUUGGGAAGCAAUGGCCACAGCAGCUCUUCUGAACCCAGUACAACUUUGCUGCUACUUCCCUUCAAGCACGGCGCUCUCUGUCUUUCAGCCAAACGCCAUCACCAUGCACAUGACCCGGCCAAAAUCUGCCAAGGGUCGCACGAGGUCAACCUUCAAUUACUCUGGGACCACAGACACCUUUCCUUGUGCAGUGCCAUCAUCGCCAGCAGCUCCACAUGACUUACAGAGCAGCCGGAGGGCAUCAUCUGUGAAAGCAGUGUUCCCCUCCGGCCAGAUCUCCCCAGAGGAGAUCCCUGAGCUCCUGCAGCAGGUGCCGUUGCGGAGCUCGUCCUCCCUGAACAAAUACAGAGUGCUCCCCUCCAUUGGCCGAAAGGGAGUGGAGGGUGCAGCGGAGCAGAGCGGCCGUCUGGAUGCGAGCUGGGGACAGAAGGGUGCUCCAAAAACUGCGGUUCCUUCUGGAGAGCAAAGAUCUGCCUGCAGGUCACCAGAAAGCCAUGUCCCUAAUGAAGAAGCCUGGUGUGCUCCUGAGAAGCCAGGAAGGAAAAUGAGGCAAGAGAGCUCUUUGUUAUCAACUCUGAGUUUGGAAGCACCGCUGCAGAAAGAGUCACGAUUGCUGCUUGCUAUUCGGUCUCCCUCCGGUCAACGGUUUGAACAUCACUUCAAGCCCACAGACAGUCUCCAGACAGUCCUUGCUAUAGCAGAACACCAAACAGCUGCCAAAUAUGAACGCUGCAGCAUUGAAACCACGGAGGUGCCCAGACGGAGCUUCCAUGACCUCAGCAGGUCCUUGCAGGAGUGUGGGAUCUCCCACAAGUCUGUGCUGUGCAUCCGGCAGGCCGAGCAGCAGGACGCCGACCUGUAAGCUGAGCCGAGCACUGGAGCAGCCUGGUCCUCUUCAUCUUUCUACAAGUUCCCUUGAAGCAGACUCGUGGUUACCAAAAGCACGUGUUGAAGUGCUGCUUCAAGUGUACCCACCUAGGCUGACUGCAGGGACAGUGUCUUUUAUCCACAAGUUCCUUCCUGAGUGCCACCAACUUUGGUUUUGAAAUUAAGGAUUUCCUUCUUAGAUGUUUGUUCUGUCCUUAGAGCAGGAACCUUCUUCUGCGUCCUCUUCUCUGAAGGUGCCACUUCCCAGAGGGGAUCAAGCAUUUGGGAAGACAGCAGAACUGUUUUACUCUGUGAAACUCAGCUGGAUUGUGGUUGUAUUGGUGAGCAGUGGGAUUUUCUCCUCAGUUUUUCUUGUUUGACGACUGGUAGAUCAGAGGAGCUGGACAGUCAAGGUGGGAUGCUGCAAAAUACUUCAUUUAAUGCUUUUAUGCUGAAAUGAAUUAGUCUUCAGGCCAAGUGCUGCAGUGGGAGGUUUGGUUGUUUCUUUUGCUUACAAUUCUGUAUUAAUUGGCUCUGGGAGAGGAAUUGGCUCAUCCAGCACUUUUGUUUUACUGAACCAAUAUGGCUCUUGCAAAGUUGUUUUGUCAAAAGUCGCGAGUAGGGCAACUUAGUAUGUCUGUGCUAAAAAAAAUGGACAGCUUGCCACACAGCUGAGCUCAUUUUAUAACAUCGUGAGGAAAACCCAGGCUUUCAGCUCAGCAGAAUUGCCAGAGCAGCUCACAAGAGCGAUAACAGUAGAAAAUUCAUUCCAGUAUUGACCAAGAAUGUUGAAUCUCAUUCCAAAGUCAGUGCUCGAGGGUCCUGGUCUCUGCUGCAGCAGUUGGUGAGCAAGCUGUAGGUAUGCCAGCAUCUUCAGGGAGAGCACGAGACCUGGGAUGCUUUCAUCAGACCUUUCACAGCCGCUCUGUUGUGAUAUUUGCAGCAGCCUUGAGAACGUGGGCAGCUCAGGACCACGGAUGUGGGUGGUAGAAGAAGAGCACAGCAGCGUUAGCAGGCAGGGACUGGUGCCUGCUGCGUGUGUGUGAUGUCACUGCUGCUGUCAGAGUAUUUUCAUACAGUGUGAUGGUAAA
Lagopus leucura (white-tailed ptarmigan) is the source of this 2094-nucleotide messenger RNA. It is a transcript of the gene UBXN10, whose product is annotated as UBX domain protein 10. Gene Ontology annotation, molecular function: protein binding. The coding region runs from base 75 to 998 and encodes 307 amino acids. Lineage: Eukaryota; Metazoa; Chordata; Aves; Galliformes; Phasianidae. The transcript has 2 exons. The record is from RefSeq and is a predicted model, not a curated record.